Malaya genurostris is the source of this 4488-nucleotide messenger RNA. Its product is annotated as M-phase inducer phosphatase-like. The record is from RefSeq and is a predicted model, not a curated record. Gene Ontology annotation, biological process: positive regulation of G2/M transition of mitotic cell cycle; G2/M transition of mitotic cell cycle; positive regulation of G2/MI transition of meiotic cell cycle. The coding region runs from base 423 to 2696 and encodes 757 amino acids. Gene Ontology annotation, cellular component: cytoplasm; nucleus. Lineage: Eukaryota; Metazoa; Arthropoda; Insecta; Diptera; Culicidae. The transcript has 4 exons. Gene Ontology annotation, molecular function: protein tyrosine phosphatase activity.
GAAGGCACAAUUAAACAUAAACGUCCGUAAAUUGCAAAUAACAUGUUGAUUCGGUGAUUUCGAUUCCGUUAUAUUAUCUACCUAGUUUUGAUGAAAAUUUGAAAGUGUUCGCAAUAGUGAAUAAAUGAGUCGUGGUCCCCCGGCAUACUGGUGUAAUUUGAUCCACGUAGGAUCUAGUUGCCCUUGAAAAAAAAGCCAUCGGUUUUCUGUUGCGCGGUAAUCACAAACGACUCCAAAUUGUCAACGAAAACGUGUUCAGCUUUUUAAGUUUAAUUUUCUUAUUUUGGAUGUAGAGUUUUUAAUUUUUCAUUGAUUUUCGAGUGAUUCUAUCAGAAUUAAAUUUUGGGUCGUUUGCCUUUCGUGUUCCCAGGUUGAUUAUUAUCUGGGAUUAGUGGCGUGAAGUGGUGUUCAAAAGAAAAAAAAUGUCGAAUCUCAAAUCGCCUCAAUCUCCAUCUCGGGCGGAUUCAAUUCUCUUCGGGUGUAGUGUUGAUUCGAGUCCUACAGUGUUCAGCCAAAAUUGCGGUGAUCUACAAUCGGAAGAGUUGAAUUGUGCAACCAAAUCCGAUCUUGCGAGCACUGUGCCGUCAGAACUGGUCCCGAAGAGCCAGACCGUAUUUCUUUUGCAAAAAACUUCCACACGUAUUCUGGGCUUAUCACCGGUGUCGGAGAUUGCCGUGACCUUACAGGAUUCAACACUAGAUACACCGAAAUCCGUCCGACCUGUAUCGAGUGGUCGCUCCAAAUGUAUGGAUAAUGCAAGAUCAACCGAUUGGAAAACCCUACUGGAUGUCAACUUUGCCGACAAUGACAAUGGCGACGACGAUGGUCAGCAGCAGCAGGAGUUCCAUUCGCUUCUGAAGGAGCAACUCCAAACCGACAAAAUAAGUGACAAACUAGCGACAGACGGCGGAGACAGUGGCGUCAGAAGUGACGAUGGCUUGGAAGAUCUCCAUCAAAACGAAGACAACAGUCGCAUUUCGACCACUUUCUCGAUCAAUUCAGCCGGUCGAUCACCGGUCAGUCACCUGGCGGAACAAAGACAACGUAGCGCCCAACGCAGACAGCACAUUGCACCGCUGAGAAUGGCGAUAAAAUUCCUGGAAUCCCCCGGGAAGGAAAAUGUCCCGGCCGAGCUAUCGUUCUAUCAUGAAAACAGUCCACAGGCCAGUCCGCGACCCUGCAGUCCGUGCGACUGUGCGGACGAAAGUGAGUUGCUCGUAUCGGAGAUUACCCCGAACAAGCAGACCAUCUUGGGUGGUUUUCCCACGGUCGGAAGUGCCAACCGGCAACGGCGGCCACUUGAAGACUAUGACCCAAAUUCGAUGGAUUCCGGAUACGGUGCCAGUUUAUCCAGCACCGGAUCCAAGAGUCAAUCGAUGUUCCAUUUCAUACAACCAUCGGCCCCACGACAAAACUCGACGUCCACCUCACCAGCUGCUUCCAUGCGUAUCCUCAGCAGUAUGUCGUCCGGGUCGACGGAAUCGAUGGACGAAAUGGAACUGUUUGAUAUGGACACCUUGGAAGAUGAUGAUGCUCAACUGCCAAGCAAUCUCAACUCACUGAUCUGCGGUGACAUCAAAGCUACCAAGACUACCCCGGAAAACAAAAGACCCUUCUCCCGACGAUGUCUCUCGGAUAUUCCAACCGCAAGAAGAGUAAAAAGUAAUCUCAUCUUCGAAUCACCCGUCGCUACCAGUCAGUUACCGGUGCAAAUUAUAACCCCGGAACGGUUUCCAAUUGCAUACGACCAGGAAAAUCUGAAUCCUAGUCCAUUCCUUUCCCGACCGGAUGUCGCUCGUUGUUUCAAGCGGCCGGAACCCCCCGGAGUAAGCCCGAUCCAGAGCAAACGUCACAAGCCGGAAGUCCUGACGCCCAUUAGUUCGUUCCGUUCGGCCACCGAAAUCAUCAGCAGCACCGAUAGCACCGCCAUGGAAUUGUUACAUCCGAAACGACCGAUCCUGCAAAAAUCUAUCUCGAUGAACGAUGCACACAUCAUGAGCGCUCUGUCGAGAUCUUCCUCUGAACCGGAUCUUAUCGGAGACUUUAGCAAAUCGUACGUCCUUCCACUGACCGAAGGUCGCCAUCGGGACCUGAAAUCCAUCGCGCCGGAAACGAUGGCUGCCCUGCUUCGUGGUACUUUUCUGGAUCAAAUCGCCUCGUUCAGUGUGAUCGAUUGCCGUUAUCCGUACGAGUUCGAGGGAGGACACAUUCGUGGCGCCAAGAAUCUGUACACCCAGGAACAGAUCCUGGAAGAACUGAUAAAAAUCAAGACUGAGCCACCGAAGGUCGAAGCCGAGGGACCGAAACGAAACAUUAUCGUGUUCCACUGCGAGUUUUCAUCCGAGCGAGGACCCAAGCUAUCUCGCUUCUUGCGCAAUCACGAUCGUAUCCUGAACUCGGACAGCUAUCCGGCGCUGCACUAUCCGGAAAUCUAUCUGCUACACGGUGGUUACAAAGACUUUUUCGCCGUGUACCCGGAUUUGUGCGAUCCGAUCGCCUACCGGCAGAUGUUGGACCCACAGUUCGGUGAUGCGUACCGUCAUUUCCGGGCCAAGAGCAAAAGUUGGAAUGCCGGUGAUGCGGUACGAGGAUCGGCUGUAGCCGGGUCCAGUUCUGGCUCCGGGGGCGUUGGUAGUGGCAUCGGUAGCAGUAGCAGUAAUCGGCUGGUCAAAUCGCGCUCGAGGUUAGUGCUGUAGACAAUGAAAGCGGACAAGAGUCCGAUGAGACUGAAGCCAGAUAGGGACGGCGAAAAGUUCUGAGAAACAGGUCGUGGGAAGCGAGGCAAAAGAAGUUAAUUUUUUUCUUUUGAAAUUUUUUAUUUGAGUUUAUAUUUUAUUGUAAAAGCGUUAGAAGCUCUUUCUGUUCUUGCGAAUUUUAGUUUCUUUAAUAUGUUUUUUUUUUUCAUUUUUAUUUGCAACCUUUUUAUUUGGCAAUACUGUUUCGAGCACGGGUGAAAAGGAGAGAGAAAGAUAGUUCUUUGCUAGGAAAAAAACAUGAUCAAAUACUUUGAGCUCUUGUCGAUACGGUUUUGAUCUUAAUUAGCGAUGUCCGUCUAUAUAUAUUUGUUAUUCCCCAUAUUUUAUCUGUGAUUUAGAUUUUGCUUCGUUUUGACUUCUCUUUUGACUGUACUAAUUAGUAGUUCGAAAGUAGGAUAGUGAACGGGCUCCCGAUGCGAAACGUCAAAAACAGUACGUAAUUAGUUUUUGAACGCUGAAUUAUUCGACUGAAAGGAGAAGUGACUGAAGCAUUUCCUUGUAAAACAAAACAAAAAAAAACGCAAACUCAUUUAUGAUUUUAGGCAAGGAGAAAGCUUGAAAAAAGACUGUAAAACAUUUGUAUAAAAAAUUAACCAGUAAGUAAAAAGCGGAUUAUUCUGCGUACACUUGAACAAAACAUGCAAACACUUUUCAUGACAACGCACCCCCAAUGAACUACCAUAAGAUUAAGAUGAAUCUAAAAAAUUCUCUAUUUUCUUUGUUUUUUCCUUUACCAACUAAACAUACAGAAAAAAAAAUCAUUAGAGAUCCUAAGAUUCGAAUUGUUUUAUGUAAGAGGUUUUAUUUUUAGUUCAUUUUAAUCGGUACUUUUGAACAUAUUACCUAUAAAUAAUUAAACAUCAACGAGAGACAAGUGCAAAUUAAAUAGGUUAAAUGUACAUUUCGCGAUAAGCAACGUGUUUCACCACGCCAAAGUCUACUUUUAUGCCACUCGUCGUUUUUCUUUUGUUCGUUUUUUUUUCGAAGAUUUGUCACAAAAAUUCAAAAAGACGGCCGGAAUCAAGUUCUUUGUAAAAGAAGUGGUCGCGCAAAGAAUAAAAACAAAAACUUUAACAAAAAACAAAAUUGUCCAAGACAAACCCAGAUAGGUAAAAAACCAGAAACUUGGUAGAUCAGAAAACGGGGGGCCCAAAUGUAGAGUCAGCGGCUGGCGGACUGGCAACUUAUUCGCUUGUAAAACAAUCUUGCUCUAGAAUAACGUGUUCGUGUAUUACUGAGUGGUGUUGCUUUAAUCGGCGUGUGUUUCGAGUUUGUUUUAAAACUUUUUUUUCCAAUAUUCAAAUAUAAAAAAAUUUAUUACAGAGGGGGAGAAUUUGACGAUUUUUAUCACAUUAUUUUUUUUUUUUGGACUGAUUUUAAUUCGAACGAAGAAAAGACAAAAUUAUAGAUUAAUAUAUUUAAACAAAGUGACUAUUUCCGUUUAGGAAGUAAAGAAAAUUUUGGCUUGAAAGUAAGCUUCGAUAAAACUAAUUGACAAAUGUGUGCAAGAUAUAAAAUAGCAUAUUACCCUUAUUAGAUCGUAAGUUCUACUGGUUAAGCGUACAAGCAAAAGUCUUAAAUUAAUUAUUUUAUGCGUAGCGUAAUUGUAAAUCAUGUAUGCAAAGUGUGUAAAUAUUUCGGUACGAUCCGUGAGAGAAGAGUGAAUGUGUCGCACAAAACUGUUUCGAGACAAUGUUUCGAGUUUGAAGAAUAAAUAAUUUUGAAUAUUUUA